AGUAGUGAAAGAAAGAAAAACUUGAAAGCUCUUCACAUGGAGAGCUUGACGGAGGAGCUCUUUCCCUACAGAAUCUUAGGCGAAGAAAGCGGAAGCAAUUCUGGUUCUAAUGAGAGUGGCAAUCCAACCGACGCUGUCAUUUUUGUCGCUAUAAGUUUGGUGCUUGGAAUUGCUUCCCGGCAUUUAUUGCGUGGAACCAGAGUUCCUUACACCGUCGCUCUUCUCGUAAUCGGAAUUGCUCUCGGCUCUCUAGAGUAUGGAACAAGUCAUAGACUGGGGAAGAUUGGCGAUGGAAUUCGUCUUUGGUCAACUAUUGAUCCUGACCUUCUAUUGGCUGUUUUUCUUCCUGCUCUUCUUUUUGAGAGUUCAUUCGCCAUGGAGUUGCACCAAAUAAAGAGGUGUAUGGCACAAAUGCUUCUUCUAGCAGGUCCAGGAGUUCUGAUCUCAACCUUUCUUCUUGGAUCUGCUUUGAAGUUCACUUUUCCAUAUAACUGGAGCUGGAAAACAUCAUUGUUGCUUGGGGGACUUUUGAGUGCUACCGAUCCUGUGGCUGUUGUUGCUCUACUGAAAGAGCUUGGUGCUAGCAAAAAACUGAGUACAAUAAUUGAAGGAGAAUCCUUGAUGAAUGAUGGGACAGCGAUUGUGGUUUAUCAACUAUUCUAUCAAAUGGUCCUUGGAAAGAGCUUUACUUGGGAUGCCAUAGUCAAAUUUCUGGCUCAGGUCUCACUUGGAGCUGUAGCCAUGGGUCUUGCUUUCGGGUUUGUAUCUGUUUUGUGGCUUGGAUUUAUCUUCAAUGACACAGUGAUAGAGAUUACAUUGACACUUGCUGUGAGCUACAUUGCUUACUUCACUGCUCAGGAAGGUGCUGAAAUUUCUGGUGUGCUGACAGUAAUGACUCUAGGAAUGUUUUAUGCUGCAUUUGCCAGGACAGCUUUCAAGGGUGAAAGUCAACAAAGCUUGCAUUACUUUUGGGAAAUGGUUGCUUAUAUUGCCAAUACGCUAAUUUUCACCUUGAGUGGUGUUGUUAUUGCUGAAGGAAUUCUAGGCAGUGACAGUGUCUUUGACCAUGGAUAUUCAUGGGGCUAUUUAAUUCUUCUAUAUGUUUUUGUGCAAGUUUCACGGUGUGUUGUUGUUGGAAUACUGUAUCCUUUUUUGCGAUAUUUUGGCUAUGGUUUGGAUUGGAAAGAAGCUGCUAUUCUCAUAUGGUCAGGCUUGCGAGGGGCUGUUGCGCUGUCACUUUCACUAUCUGUUAAGCGUUCUAGUGAUAGCUCUCCACUUAUCACAUCUGAAACGGGAGUCUUGUUUGUCUUCUUUACUGGUGGCAUUGUAUUUUUGACGCUCAUUGUGAAUGGAUCAACUACGCAAUAUAUUUUACAUUUUUUAGGGAUGGAUAAGCUAUCAACUGCGAAGAAGCGUAUACUAGACUACACAAAGUAUGAAAUGUUGAACAAAGCAGUAGAGGCAUUUGGUGAUCUAGGAGAGGAUGAGGAAUUAGGACCUACUGACUGGCCUACAGUUAAAAGAUAUAUUAGAAGCUUAGAUAAUUUGGAAGAGCGACAAGUGCACCCUCACAGUCCAUCUAAAAGUGAUGGUCAUCUAGACCCCACAAAUUUGAAAGAUAUACGCAUACGUAUUUUGAAUGGUGUCCAAGCUGCUUACUGGGAAAUGCUUGACGAGGGAAGGAUAAUGCAAUCUGCUGCUAAUCUUUUAAUGCAAUCAGUCGAAGAAGCAAUUGAUUUGGCAUCUAAUGAGCCUUUAUGUGAUUGGAAUGGUUUGAAAGCUAAUGUUCAUUUCCCAAAUUAUUACAAGGUCCUUCAAUCAGGAGUUUUUCCACAAAAAGUGGUUACAUAUUUCACUGUGGGAAGGUUGGAAUUUGGCUGUUACAUAUGUGCCGCAUUUCUUCGUGCUCAUAGAAUUGCACGGCAGCAAUUGCAUGACUUUAUAGGUGACAGUGAUAUUGCUUCUGUUGUCAUCGAAGAAAGCAAGGUGGAAGGGGAAGAAGCAAGAAAGUUCUUGGAAGAUGUCCGUGUAACAUUUCCUCAGGUUUUGCACGUUGUAAAGACAAGACAAGCAACACAUUCAGUGCUGAAACAUUUAAUUGAGUAUGUCCAAAAUCUUGAGAAGGUUGGAUUGUUGGAAGAAAAAGAAAUGCUUCAUCUUCAUGAUGCUGUCCAGACUGACUUGAAAAGGCUUCUAAGGAAUCCUCCUUUGGUGAAGUUCCCAAAAAUAAGUGAUUUGAUUAGUGUCCAUCCUUUACUGGCGGCCCUUCCUUCUAAUGUUUGUGAACCACUUGAACUUUCCACCAAAGAAAUCAUGAAACCCUGUGGCAUAACACUUUAUAAGGAGGGUUCUCGGCCAAAUGGUGUCUGGCUUAUCUCUAAUGGUGUUGUUAAGUGGACAAGUAAGAGCAUUAGAAACAAGCUCUCAUUGCAUCCAGUAUUUACUCAUGGGAGUACUUUGGGCCUGUAUGAAGUACUAAUUGGAAAGCCUUACAUAUGUGACAUUGUCACAGAUUCAUUUGUACUCUGCUUCUUUAUUGAAAGUGAAAAAAUACUUUCAGUACUAAGGUCAGAUCCUGCAGUAGAAGAUUUCCUGUGGCAGGAAAGUGCUAUAAUUCUUGCCAGGAUAUUGCUUCCUCAAAUAUUUGAAAAGCUGACACUGCAAGACUUGAGAGCUCUUGUUGCAGAGAGGUCAAGUAUGGCUACAUACAUAAGAGGAGAAAUUAUAGAAAUACCUUACCGUUCCAUUGGCUUCCUGUUGGAAGGAUUCAUAAAAACCGAUGGUGUCGAAGAAAAACUUAUUACAUCACCUGCAGCUCUGUUUCCUUCACAAGGAAAUCAAAGCUUUCAAAGUGCAGAAACAUCUGGUAUCAAGAUGGUUAGUUUUUCUCAUCAAGGAUCUUGCUAUCAAGUUGAGUCGAGAGCAAGAGUUGUUAUUUUUGACAUUGCAGCAUUUGAAGCUGACAGUGCUCUCCUCAGAAGGAAAUCCUCAUUGUUAUCACAUUCAAGUGAUCAACCACAUACAUCCUUAAGUAGAGAACAUGGUGGUCUAAUGAGUUGGCCUGAAAAUUUAAAGGCAUGCCAACGUAAGCUGAGCUCUCUAGAGACUAAUCGUAAUGCAAACAGCUUUUCAGCAAAAGCAAGGGAUGUGAGCAUCUUUGGCGGCACGGCUGGCAUUCCAAGUCGUGCGCGAAGUUUUUCAAGUGGUAUUGGAGUCAAGCUAUCACAUAACCUGUCCUAUUCAAGAGUUCCAUCCCAUUCUGCCUAUCAACUACCAUCUGUUAAAUCAGAAGGGCCUGCUACUGCAAGAAAGAAACUGGAAAUGAGGAAGUCCACUGGGGAGAUUCCCGCAGACACAACUGAGAGUCAUGUGAUAGAUUAUUCUAGUGAUGACUCGGGCACAGAAGAUGAAGUCAUAGUGAGAAUCGAUUCACCAAGCAGGCUGUCUUUUCGGCAUGCCUCUUGAAAGCUUGGUUGUUGUGAGAUUGUAUAAAGUUGUAGUUGUCUUUGUAUUAUUGAAUCUGUUUGUAUGUUAAGUGUGGUUUAUAUAUAGAUGAUCUAUGAGCAAGUAGCAUAAUAAAGUGGGUUAGUUGCUGUGUGGAGUUAAUGUUGAAUCAGUUCAGUUGUACAUUUCCCUUGUUCAUGGAAGAUAGAUAUGGUCCUUUUUGGAGAAUGCAGGUUGCGUAGACCGCUUUUUCGGGGAGUGACUAUUGAAUUCUUUUGUUAAGAUCCCUUACUUUUGAAAAAGCAUCACAAAACGCCCCGAAUGUUCA
This is a messenger RNA of Pistacia vera, 3772 nucleotides long. RefSeq names its product sodium/hydrogen exchanger 8. Gene Ontology annotation, biological process: proton transmembrane transport. Gene Ontology annotation, cellular component: membrane; chloroplast envelope. Gene Ontology annotation, molecular function: sodium:proton antiporter activity. Bases 37 to 3465 code for a protein of 1142 amino acids. The transcript is spliced from 23 exons. Lineage: Eukaryota; Viridiplantae; Streptophyta; Magnoliopsida; Sapindales; Anacardiaceae. The record is from RefSeq and is a predicted model, not a curated record.